AACUAACGGUGCUUAGUGGGUAGAAAUCAUCGGAACGGGGACCAAAACCCCAAAUAUCACCCUCCCCGCCGGUUUCUUGUUCGUGAACGUGUAGGCUUACAGCUACAUCCAGAGUUCAUCGAACAUGGGUGGUAAGGGUAGGGGCGGCAGAGCUCGUACUCAAAGAAAGCAUUUUCGCGACAACAGAGAGAACGUUUGGAAGCGUCCAAGGCCCGAUCCUAACUCUGCCAAUGACAAUGACAAGGAUGGUAAUGGUAAUGGGAAUGGCAAGCCCUGGGAGCCUUUCGAAUCUCAAAGUCCCGCGUUCAAUGAGUAUUACAAGGAGCAAUUUAUUGUUACUGCGGAAGAAUGGGAUACGUUUAUUGAGGUUCUUCGGAAGCCAUUGCCUGCCGCUUUUAGGAUCAAUUCUAGUGGACAGUUCUGUGAAGAAAUACGUGCCCAGUUACAAAAUGACUUCAUGAAAUCUCUUCAAGCCGAGGUCACUGAAGGUGAUGAAGCUGUGGCUAUUAGACCGUUACCUUGGUACCCUGACAAUCUUGCGUGGCAUUCAAAUUUUUCAAGAAUGCAAUUGCGGAAGAACCAAGCUCUUGAGAGGUUUCAUGAGUUCUUGAAGCUAGAAAAUGAAAUUGGGAACAUUACAAGGCAGGAGGCUGUUAGCAUGGUACCUCCUCUUUUUCUUGAUGUACAUCCAAAUCACUAUGUACUCGACAUGUGUGCUGCUCCAGGCUCCAAAACAUUUCAAUUACUUGAGAUCAUACACCAGUCCAGCAAGCCUGGAUCUCUACCUGACGGAUUGGUAGUGGCAAAUGAUUUAGAUGUCCAAAGAUGUAAUCUUCUCAUCCACCAAACUAAAAGAAUGUGCACUGCCAACCUCAUUGUUACGAAUCACGAAGCACAACAUUUUCCUGGAUGUCGAGCACAUACCAAUUUGUUCAAUGCUUCUGCAUCAGGGAGUGAAGUAAAACCUCAUAACACUCAACUUACCUUUGAUCGUGUUCUAUGUGAUGUUCCCUGUAGUGGAGAUGGUACUCUUCGCAAGGCUCCGGAUAUAUGGAGGAAAUGGAAUUCUGGGAUGGGUAAUGGUUUGCAUGGCUUACAAGUGCAGAUAGGCAUGCGAGGUGCCUCUUUACUUAAAGUUGGUGGAAGAAUGGUUUACUCAACCUGCUCAAUGAAUCCUGUUGAAAAUGAGGCCGUUGUUGCGGAGCUUCUGCGGAGAUCUGGAGGCUCUCUUGAACUCAUUGAUGUCUCAAAUGAACUUCCACAACUUGUUCGUCGUCCCGGUCUCAAGAAAUGGAGGGUGCGUGAUAGAGGUGUAUGGUUAGCAUCCUACAAAGAAAUUAUUGAAGGUCGCCAGAGUGUGGCAAUUCCAAGCAUGUUUCCUUCUGGUAGAGGCCGUAAGAACCAAGCAGACAAUAAUGACAACUCAGAAUUGGGGGUAAAUCAUCUGGACGGUUCCAUUGGCAGUUCUGUUGAUGUAUCUGAGCCAAUAAUGGAUCCUGUAGAUGGAUUUGAUGAGGUUUGUGAAUUUCCUAUCGAGCGUUGCAUGAGGAUAGUGCCUCAUGAUCAAAAUAGUGGAGCCUUCUUUAUUGCAGUAUUACGCAAAAUUGCCCCUUUGCCAGCUACUUUCGAAAAACAAACUUCAAAGUCUUCAAAUGAUCGGUCUCGUUGCAAGCUUCCACAGACUAUUGCGGAUGGUGAGAGUGUGGAAGUUGAUGCAGCAGUUGGGAUGGAUGAAAGCUCCUCAGAAGCUGGGAUUAUUUCAAAUAAUCAAGGGGAACCCAGUUCUGCAGACAAACCAGCUUGCGAACUUCCAGUUCAUGAUAAUAAAGAUGCAGAUGGUUUGGACACUAAUGCAGGCGAUUCGGAGGCCAAGUUAGUUGAUAAUGAGGUGGAUGAAAAUAAUUUGGAAGUUGCUGCUAUAAAAAUUUACUCAGAGGAGUCUAAGCAGCCUGAUGAUGGUGAAGUGGAUCCUACAAAAAGCUCUGCGAAGAGAAAGUUACAGAUUCAGGGGAAGUGGAAGGGUGUUGACCCUGUUGUACUGUUCAAUGAUGAAACCGUUAUUGAUAGCGUAAAGACAUUUUACGGUAUUGAUGAGUCUUUCCCAUUGGUUGGCCACCUCGUGACUCGAAAUAGUGACACUAACCAUGUGAAAAGAAUCUAUUACAUAUCCAAGUCUGUUAAGGAUGUCCUUGAGUUGAAUUUUUCAGUUGGGCAGCAGCUUAAGAUAACAUCUAUUGGUCUGAAGAUGUUUGAGAGGCAAUCAUCAAGAGAAGGUAGCUCUGCGCCAUGUUUAUUCCGUAUAUCAUCAGAAGGAUUGCCUGUGAUACUCCCGUACAUCACCAAGCAAAUCCUAACCAUUUCUCCCGUGGAUUUCAAGCAUCUAUUACAAUAUAAAAGUGUUAAAUAUGCAGAUUUUGUUGAUUCUGCGUUUGGUGAGAAGGCAUCAAAUCUAAUGCUAGGUUGCUGUGUGGUAGUUUUGGGUACAGGAACUAACACCUCUUCGGACGAUAUCAAAGUUGACUCGUCCACUAUAGCCAUUGGUUGCUGGAAAGGGAGGGCCAGUCUGAGUGUUAUGGUGACAGCAAUCGAUUGCCAAGAACUGCUUGAAAGGCUUUCGAAUCGACUUGAAAAUGAUUUGUAAGGAAGGCACGGCUUCUUCUGACGUUGAAGCUUAAUCUAAUACUUGAAUGAAAGUUAUGGGAGAUGAUAGUAAUAAGUGGGAUUAGUUUAGCAACUUCAGUUCAAUUGUAUAAUUUAGCGAACUUAAGCCUUACUAUUGCUUCUAGUGUACCAAUAUUUAUAUAGUGGCAGCAGGUUGAUGUGAUCUCUUAGGAGGAUUUGUGUUGGAAGGAGGAUAUUUUCAAAACAAAUUUUGUGUAAUAUUUUUUCUCAGGCUCUCUAUACAAUUUUUAAAGGAUAUAUUACUGACCCUCAGGCUUUACAUCA
Cucumis sativus (cucumber) is the source of this 2946-nucleotide messenger RNA. RefSeq names its product RNA cytosine C(5)-methyltransferase NSUN2. Lineage: Eukaryota; Viridiplantae; Streptophyta; Magnoliopsida; Cucurbitales; Cucurbitaceae. Gene Ontology annotation, biological process: RNA methylation. Bases 125 to 2641 code for a protein of 838 amino acids. Gene Ontology annotation, molecular function: RNA binding; tRNA (cytidine-N5)-methyltransferase activity. The transcript has 15 exons. The record is from RefSeq and is a predicted model, not a curated record.